Molecule: messenger RNA, 9584 nt
Organism: Bradysia coprophila
Lineage: Eukaryota; Metazoa; Arthropoda; Insecta; Diptera; Sciaridae
Source: RefSeq, a predicted model, not a curated record
UUUUAAUACCAAAUGUGAAACAAAACUCGCAUUUUAGGUUACGUGAUCGACGAACCAUACUGUGUGUUGCGAAAAUUAAUGUUUUAAGUGGAUACAAAAUCUGUAAUUUGUAGCUACGUUACGUGUAAUUCCCGUGUAAAAGAAAAUUGUAAUUUCUGUGUACAGGAAAACUAUUUGAUCCGUCAACCAUGGAAGUUGAUCCAGAUCCCAACGAGGUGGACGUUCAAAAGGAGUUUGAGAUGCUACUGAAGCAUGUGGUUUUUCCGAGACAUUUACCACAAUCCAAGUCAGCCAUCUUCCGCAAGGAAGAGCUCGAGCUGCUUUCACAAAUGGCUGCAACCGUUGACAGUUUGCGGUCAUUUCUUCUUUCGAACGGCUGACUGCAGUCCACAAAACACCCACAUCGAGGGUCAUCUCAGGACAAAUCAGUUCUUUACAGCCUGGCGAAAUGUUUGGACUGUUCGUCCACCGGCAGAACUGUGCAUUUAUGUUGUACCGGCCGCACAACAGUUCCAGUCACUGCAAGGACAAUGUGGUCGUGUCAACGUUUCCCGCAAAAUUGGACACAAGACAAAUUCAUAAAGGCACCAGUGCCAUCGAGUACAACUACCCGUCACAGACGUUGAGAGUGAAAUAUUCGCGUUUGCUUUGCUCCGAUGAAUUUGCGCAGCAACUGAGCUUACUAUGCACUGAAUCGCCGGCGCUUGAUUUGCAUAAGGAUUACGUGUCGAAAUGGUUGGUGACAUUGCUGGCCGACGAGGCCAGUCGACUGACAACCGAUGACGAAUUGCCCACCAUCACGAAGAAAAUACGUGACGAUGCCAUCGGAACUGAAUUGAACUGCUUCCGGAGAUCCAGCUUUUACAUGUGCGGCAAGGUGAUGCUUCAAAUAAGCCUAACGAUCCAAGUGGGAGCAGAGAAGGCAAAAUUGAUCUACAAAAUGGUGAUGCUGCAUUUUCACAGUCAAAUGCUUGAGCUUUUCCAAUCGCCCGGCUGUGAGACUCUGUACACAGGUCUGAUGUCCGAAGCGAUGGCAAAAUUGGCGCGUCGUAUCGAGAAACUUGCGGAUUUGAUGUCGGGUAACAAUCAGUUCGAUCACAUGUACGGUUACGUUGUUGACGAGGCCAAGUCGACCAUUGAACGCAUGCGGCACCGAAUUGACGAACAAAUUGACGGUCUACAAUCGGAAGCUGUGGAACAAUCGACCUUGCCGGCACUAGACUGCCUGGAUUUCGAAGCAGAUGUUUGCCAAAACGUUCCACAAUUGACCGAAUACAUUCAGAGCCGAGUCAACGAGAGACCCACUGAUACACAAGCUCCUCGCCUCGAGGUGACAGCGAUGCAACGCCAUUAUCGCGACCAAGACAAUGUACCCGAUGUAAAAUAUUUGACGUUAACUGGCACCAGCGGCACUGAUUCGCAUGUUCAUCUGAUUGAUUUUGAGAAUUGGAUCCUAAAUCAGCAACUGACUCACAACGAUUUCGACUCCGACGACCUUCGGCGAUGGUCUUUUGCUUAUUCGUCGGUUGCUGAAAAGUUCUACAAAGGCGAUCAGCUUGGGAGCAGCAAAAUGAUUCUGGUGCGACUGAAAAUGAUCGCCAUACUUGACGUGAUUGCCGUUGCAGCACACCCAUUGUUCAAACAGCAUCGCUGUUCUGUCAAUCAACUGAUCGUCGAGAGUCUGUUGAUUCCACAACAUCCCGACAUGGAGAAGGCCCAAGAACUGGAAAAAUACUUUGAGAAACGCAACAAAGUCGCAUCCAGGCCGGGUUUAAUUGAAGAGGAAGCAGUGACAAACUCAUCGUUUACGGCUAGGUUUGCCGCUCAAGACGUCGACAUGCAAAACUUGAGAAUCGAAAUUGAGAAUAUGGCUGCCGAGAAAACCGACGAAAAACGGAAAGAAUGGGAGGCUGGCAGGGAAAAGGUUCGCCAAUUGCGUAAUAGUGCGAGACAGCUCGCACAUCAGACGUAUCAAAACGGUAUUGGAAUGGACGUUCAUGAUCCAACGUGCAAACGUUGUCAACUGGAAAGAGAAGCCCGUUCGGUUGUGAUCGAAGAGUACGAAUAUCCGUUACCGGCUGACGAACACCUCGCACACGCUGUCGUUUUUGAGCUACGAUCACCCAUCGAAAUCGUUGCCCUGAGAGACGUACUUGCCGGAUUCUCCAAGUUCUCCAACAACAAAUCAUCGAAAACUCUGAUACCGAAAGGAAACUGGGUCGACUACCACCAGGUCAGACAUCUAAAUCAAUCGGAAGCCAAGUUUACGACCCUAGGCAGCACAACCGAUCGAAAAAUCGAAAGCCAUCACGUCGACAACGAUUUCGAAGUAUUCAAGGUGGCGAAUGGUCUGAACUGCGUGUUCUAUGCAACGAACUCGACGAUAGCGUCCAUUGUCCCGAGUGAAUUCAUCAAAAACGCCUGUACGAUGACAACGGAUGGCGACUACACCGAACUGCAGUGGACUUUACGUGGAUGCAGGCAUCAUCAGAAUGAAGUUAUCGCCAGACAGUCCGAAUGCCCGAAAUCGUUGACACUGUCCGAGUAUCUGCACUUUGGAUCACUUCGGGCCGAUGGCCAUCGAUUGCAGUUGCGAAAACUGUAUGCCAUGAUCGAAUGCGAGUCAUUGUCGUUCGAGAAAUCGUCGGUGUUGUCGUUGGUCAUGCAAACAAUCUGGGAGGCUGGAAGCAACAGUGACAGUGAAUCGUAUCGUGAUUCGUUCACCGAUUUUGAUAAUUCGACAUUCUCGCGUCACAUGAUCGAGUUGCUGGACAAGUUUUGCGAACAACAAAAGGACAACUGGGUGCAUCCCACGAAAAUGCUCAUGGCGACACUGAUAGCGGUCAGAGUGUACGAAAUCAACAUACACGACGACGUGGCCGAUCAAAUUGUCAAUUUACUGGAAAAGAUCCGUAAAAUUGCAUUGAAUUGGAUCGUUCGAAUUGAGGAGUCGCUUAGUGACAUUAAAAACCCGAACAUCGAGGAGGAGCAGAAAUUGCGUGAGAUUCUCGUUCUCGUUUGCAUUGUCGGCACAAUGACCUUCUAUGUUCAUCCGCAACAUGAACUUUUCCACAAAAUAUUCAUGUGUGACAGUCCUCGUAAUUGGCUGGAAUUCACUGUGACCAUCUGCAACAGCGUCCUGCUGAACACCAAUCAACAGGCAUCGUCAAACGUACGCCUGUUUCUGCGACUCGUGCGAAACAUAGGAAUCGGAAUCGAAGCCAAUCUCAAGUCGAUCAUAACGUCGGAUCCACACGACAUUUAUGAGUUUGCCAAGAAGCAAUGGAAACGGGCCGCGAGUGGGAUUCUGCUGAAACACUAUUUCCACAACGAUCGACCGCAACUGUUGGUGUUCGAGGUGGCUUUGGGACCGGUGGUGCAUUUCAUCACUGCCGACCUGAUUACCGGAUCGUUUUUGGUCAACAAUUUGCCCGUUGCACGAUUGCCGACCAACAUCACGGAUAGUCAGCAGUUUCAACGGGUUUUCGGCAAUUUCGUCUUCGAAGUGCAACCAACAUUUGAGCACACUACAUUCUCUGCCGUACAGCGGUACAACGAGUGCCACUACGAAUUUGUGUCGUUGGAAGGCAACACCCUGAUUAUCGAACGUCGUGGGGACGUUGUAAGCGAACUGAUUCCACAUGAGGUGCUGAAGGGUGAAAUACCACAUUUGCUCGUUGAGAAUUACAGCCACUUCUGGAACAAAGGUGCGAACACCAUCGAAUUCCGUCCGAAAUCGUUCAGCGACAAAAACUUCUCCAACGAAAUCGGUGUCGAAUACCGCUUGCUGCUGGAUAAGAAGCGUUUGGUUCAUUUGAAGACGCGACGAUUCAUGCUGAACAUCAACAGCAACAGUUACACCAAAAUCAUCGAACAACUUGCACGCUUCGAGCACAAGAACUACAUCCACAUUCUGAUGGACGAGCAUUCGGCACGGAUUGCAAAAAUUGAAUUGGUUCGAAUGCAACUGAAAUUUCGAGUAGAUGCAACAUCAUUCAGCCAAUCGUACGAUCUGGUGUCCAAUGAGUUUAGUCUUAUGCGUGUCAGUCGGUCGCAAAACAUCGGCACUCUGUAUGGCCUGCAGCACGGUUUACUUUUGGAAAGCGUUCCGUCCGAGAAAAACGGCGCAUCGAGCCCAUCGUCGAAGAUGUUGUUGCUGCCACAUGGAGAAAUCCAAACAACUGUUGCACAACCGCAUGUGACCGUGAAGAUCGACAUUGAAUCCAAUCUGCGGCUACCGCCCUUUCAUCUCUACGACGUCGAUGAAUUUUGUCUGCAGUUGAAAGCCAGCAACAGUAGCUAUUCGGCAUGGUUUUACCUAGCAUACUUACAUGCCGUCACGUCACAUGGUGAGGUUGAGCCGUUCCUCAAAAUGUCUGGUACCGAACGAGCUCUGCAAAUACUACAGUCUGGCUUUGCUUGGUCAUCGGCGCCGUACGAUGCUGAAGCAACGAAAAUGUUGCACGAAAUCAUGAAACUGUCACCCAAACGAGACAUGAAAAGAAACAUCCGAUCGAUCGCCUGGCCAAAGUUCAUUCCGACACAUUCAGCGCACGAUCAAUUCGUUAUUGUCGCAUCAAAAUUGCUGGAAGACAGUCAACGAUUGCGUGCAUUGCAUUUCGAACGCAGCAAGGAUCCUUUCAAAGCGGAUGCAACGCUGCAAUUCAACAAGCAGGAAUAUCUGCGAUAUUUGCCGUUGAUGCCACAGUUGCGAAUAUCCGACACAUUUGUCGAGCACACGCCACUGAAAACAUCGCGACCGGAUCCGAUCAACAUCGAUUUGUCACAGCCGACACAAAUCGUGGCCAUUCUGUAUCAUCGAAACACGUUCCGCAUUCCCGAAGAUCUGAAUUUGAAAGCAUUUUUUAAGGCCAAAUCGAAGACUGUGCUACACGGAAUGUCUUAUUCGGAUCAAGUGUCUCAGUACCUAAACCAUCAGGUCAUCGAAAAUUUGGGCCACAUGUGGCUACCACUGUACGAAUGUGCAUGCAGAGGAGCGUACACCAUCACCCAAUUCACGAUCAUUUUGAGCGCUUUGACACACGAGAGAAAGGAACUGUCACCAAUACUGGCACUACAAGCUGUGGCAAGUAAUUCAAACGUUUUCAGAUCAAUUGUUGCACCACCGUACCCGAAAUACAAUCUGAACGAUGGAGUUUGUAACGCAACCAAAGUGAAAACGCUUCUGAAAAGGCAGUACGCCACUUUCGGCCGAAACCAGGUCCCGACGAUUGACAUAAACAAUAGGGAGCGUAACUCGGCAAGGGCUGUCGAAUUGCUCACUAACAUUGUGCUGUCCAAGUGGCCGUGCGACAAAAUCGAUCUCGAACCGUACCGGAAUGAAGAGACAAAAUGGAUAGACAUAUCGUCUGCGACGCAAUCACUCAACCGUAAACUGAAAUCCUGGUACGCUAACUGGCAACUCGACACGUUUAUCGAAAGGGUUGAAACACAACUGCAAAAGUUACGAACGGUCGUACCCGUUCGACCACCAAACUUACAGACAAUCUCGAAUCCGACGCCACACUGCUGGGAGCAAUACGAAAUUGACUUCAAGAACAAGAUGGGCGAACGGCUAGUGGACUUCCCGACAGAGAUUAUAGAAGCCCGAAGUAUUUGGGAGUGCAAUCAACCAGUGCUGACACGGACAUCUGAGCAUUGGUGGACUGUGUACGGGAAUAUUGUGAACGGACCAAAUGUGAAGCAUUUAAUCGACGCCGGCAUCUAUCCGAGAGUCGUGCCAAGUUUAGUGCUGCCUCAAAUUCAAUCGACACCGAACGAUCUGACGACAGUCAUCGGAGCGCUGGCCGUUACAAUAGCCCACGAACAACGAACGAAACGAGUCCAGUUUUACGCUCAGCACCAGGAACUGCAGCGAUCGAUGGAAAGAGAAGAGGAGAACAAGCCGCACGUCAAUUGGAAACCGUGUGCACAUCCCGAAUGGCUGCUGUUCGAAAUCGAACAGAACCUGACGAUUCGCCGUAUUCAAGUGGAAAUCGCCAAUCAAAUGAUUAGUCCACCAGACAUUGGCAGAAGACAUUCUGUGAUGCAACUCAAUAUGGGGGAAGGGAAGACGUCUGUGAUCGUGCCGAUUUUGGCGUCCCAAUUGGCAAACGGUGAACAGGCAUGUCAAAUCACCGUUCUGAAGCCGCUGUUCGCUUCAAACCUGAAGUCACUGCGUCGAUAUUUGGGAGGGAUGCUCAACCGUAAAAUUUACAUUUUCCCAUGCCGACGGGAUAUGCCCAUCUCACAGCACGUUGACAAAAUAUUGGGCAUCUACGAAGAGUGUCGACGUGAGCGAGGUGUGAUCCUCACUGUGCCCGAAUAUCGCUUGUCGUUCCAGUUGAAAAUCUACGAAUACAUCCGAAAGUCAAUGCUGAACCAGGCCCUACAGUUCCUAACCGCUCACAAAUGGCUCAAUGACAACGUUCGCAACAUUUUGGACGAAUCAGAUGCCAUCCUACAUCCGAAGUACCAGCUCAUAUACACUGUUGGCGAACAAGUACCUCUUGACGGAGGCGCUCAUCGCUGGUUAGCCGUGCAAUCAGUACUGAAACGCGUUCCAAUCCACAUGAGAGCAAUGCACACAAGCCACGGUCAAAAGACAGUCGAAUUCGAUCGAGACUACGUCAAAAAUGGGUUGGUUUAUGGAGCUCCAGAAGUAGAUUUUCGAUCAGACGUAUUCACGCCGUGCCGAAUUUUGGACGAAAAGAUUUAUGAGAAGGUGAAAAUGGCGCUGAUCGACGAUUUUCUGCAAGGCGAAAUGGAUAUCGCCUUCCCGGAGAUGACGGCAUUCGCGAAGCAAGUUUUGCGUCGUUUGCUCAGCCAACGGAUCAUCGACAAAGCAACAUUGGACGCAAUCAUGGUGGAUUUUUCCAUGUCCGAACGCAAUACCAUAAUGAUACUAAGCGGAUUGCUUCGGUUCGAAGUGUUGAAGUUGGUGCUAAUGAAGCGCUGGCGAGUGAAUUACGGAGUGAACGAGAAAUCGCAGCACAAAAUGGCUGUGCCGUUCAAAGCAAAAGACGUGGCCGAUAUGACCGAGUUCGGGCAUCCAGAUGUGGCUCUGUGUUUCACUUAUUUGAGCUACUACUACUCUGGUCUGACCGACGAGCAAUUGCGUGAAACGUUCAACAUUUUGUCCCUUUCUAAAAAUGCGACCUCGAUCUAUGAGAAAUGGGUUGAAAGUGUUCCUGCAGAACUGAUCAACCGCACGACAAUUCGAAUUUACUCCAGUGUCAAUUUGAGCGAUCCUCAUCAGCGCGACGAACUGCUAUUUCCACUGUUUCGCUUCAACAUGCACGCCAUUGACUUCUGGCUGUCGAAUGUUGUUUUUCCGCGUGAGGCGAAGGCAUUCGAAACGAAACUGAUGUGCACCGCCUGGGAUCUGUGCAACGACCAUUUGGCACAUCCGGUCACUGGAUUCAGCGGAACCAAUGACACCAAAAAUAUUCUGCCGCUGCCCAUUGCACAAAAUGAUCUCUAUGAACUCGAGAGCACCAACGAAGAAGUACGGCUGGUACUGUUGCAACAGAAGUACGACCAUCUGCCGGCAAACAUCAGUGGAAAGCAAAUCAUCGAAAAGUUGGUGCGAAAUGCCACACCGGUGCUUCUCGAUGCAGGCGCAUUGAUGUUAGAAUUGAAUAAUCGCGAGGUGGCCACUGAAUGGUUGAAGGCGUCAUCAGACGAAUCGUUUGAUGCAGCCGUUUAUUUCGAUUCGUCCGAUGUUCUUCAAUCGAUCGAUCGCAACGGAACGGUCACUGAAUUCGACUGCUCGGUUUAUCGUGACAAUUUACGUCGAUGUUUGGUCUACUUGGACGACGUUCACACGCGUGGAACCGAUCUGAAAUUUCCGCUGGACUGGAAGGCCUGUGUUACAUUGUCUGGUGAUAUUACACGCGACAAAACGGUACAGGCUUCGAUGAGAAUGCGUCAAUUGGGUAAAGGCCAUUCGAUCGUGUUCUGGGCUUCGUAUGAGGCCGACGUUCGCAUCAGAUCGAUUUGUAAAUUAUCAGCAAAGUCGCCCGUGACCAGUAAAAAUGUUGUGGAAUUUGUAUGCAGCAAAAGCAAACAAUUCGAAACGGAACAUACCGUGCAUUGGACGGCAGGAGCCCAUAACUACACGAAAAAGUUGUUGGGUCACAAGCUGCAUGAAACACUGGACGACCGAGACUCAUUGAAAGAUCUGUACCAGAAAUGUGCCGAUGCGGAGUUCAUCAAACUCGAAGACAUGUACGGUGACAAGGAGGACGCCUUGCUGUCAGAUAUUGCUAAAAGCAAGUUCAAUCAACUGCUUGACGCCAACAAGGACAAUCCCGAAGGCUGUGCUUUCAUUGAAUCAGUGGGAAGUGCUGUCAUUCAGAAGAUAUUGAAACAAGCACCGAAUGUGCGGCGGUUUAUUCAGGCCUUGGAUGAAGAACAAGAGAAAGAACUGGAGCACGAGCUGGAAGAGGAGUGUCAAAUCGAGAAACCACCACCGAUGAGUCCCGCUGCACCACGCUUCGACAAAAUGCUUCGUCGACUGUUCUCGUCAUCGGAAAAUGCAACCGUUCCGCAAACUAUGAUCAAUAAGAACCAGCUGAUACCGUUCCACAGCAGUCUACGCAUCACACACUUAAUUCAGAAUUAUGCGGCCGAGACCAAAGCUUGGAGCGAUCAUUUAUACGUUACCGAGGACUUCAUGCGUGUUUUGAAACGUGAGCGCGCAUUUACGGACAAUUCGGAUUGCGACGAGUACCUCAGGCCGGUCUGGUGGAUUGCGAGAGUCAAUGUGAAAAACGACAAAUUUUACUUGAUUUUACUCAGCUCGUACGAAUGCGACCAACUGAUGCCAGUGUUCAAAAACAGCAAACGAGCCGCUCUGCACAUGUUCCGACCCAAAUUGAGCAAACAUCAAAGUAAUCUGCUGCACGAAACCAGUUUGCAAGUGACUGGCAUGACCGAUUCGCCGAGCAUCAGUGCCAACGAUGAAGCACAGAUCGCCGUCUACGCGGGUUCGAUGUAUUUUAACGGUGAGGUGGAACAGAACGCGUACUGCAACUUCUUAGGAUUGAUUCCGCGACCGAGAAGUGAUGAACACGAGGAUGCCUUCCAACAGGGCAUCAUCAAACCGAACGGCUUUGUGCCGAUGGAAAAUCGUCGCCAUUCGAUCGCCAUUUCGGAUGCUGUCGACAUGUGUAAAUUCCGGAAAAAUCCGGUGGAUUUGGCUAUUCAACUCAUCGAAACUCAUCAUCAACUGAUACGCGAAGAGUCUCACGCAGCGUCGAUACUGAAACGAGGUACGAAACAAAGCAUAACGCCGCGGUAGAGUUUUUUGUUGUUGUCAAUUUGUAAAUAAUUUUCGUUACUUUAAUGGUGGAGCCUACGACACGUGUUUUUGUCGUGUAACGUUCACAUAGCAAAGUAGAAUUAGAAAAGAAAAGAAAAACUUUUGUCGGACUCGGCCGUGACGAGUCCAAUUGAGUGUAAGAAUUCGUUUAAUUUUCCGUUCUAAAUCUUAAGUUCUUUUAAUUUUGAAACAUUUCAAAAAAUCCAAAUCAGAAAUUUUGUUGUUUGUUAACACCGCUGAAACUGUCAAUAAACAGAAA